AUGAAGCUUAAAACACGCAUUUGCAAAAAAAGUUCAUUGAAAACGUCGGAAAGCACACAAGAGCGUGGCAUAAUCCAAUCCCCCAGCUAUCCGCUAAGCUGCGUGGACUGGAGCAGCAAUGAGGAGAUCUAUUUCGUCAGCGACGACCAUCAAAUCUACAAGUGGAGCGAUGUGAGUCGCGAUUCCGUGGAGGUGGCCAAGCUGCCGGAUGACUUCAUACCCACGGAUAUGCACUGGCUGCUGCUCGGGGGGCGGAGCAGUGGCGGGGGCAAGGGCAGCGAUACUCUGCUCAUUUGCAGCAACGACGGACGCUUCAUUAUACUGAACAAGAGCGCGCGGGUGGAGCGCAGCAUAUCCGCCCACACGGCGGCAAUUAGCUCCGGUCGCUGGAGUCCCGACGGCGCUGGCCUCUUGACGGCAGCCGAGGACGGGGUCGUCAAGAUCUGGUCACGUUCGGGCAUGCUGCGGUCGACAGUCAUCCAAAGCGAUGAGGCGAUACGCUGCGCUCGCUGGGCGCCCAGCUCAACGGCAAUUGCCUUCUGCCAGGGUGGUCACAUUUCUAUCAAGCCCCUGGCAGCCAAUAGCAAGUUGAUAAGGUGGCGGGCUCAUGAUGGUCUAGUUCUUUCGCUUAGCUGGUCUGGCCAGUCAAAUAUUAUAGCCUCGGGUGGCGAGGACUUUCGCUUUAAGAUCUGGGAUGCGCAGGGCGCCAAUCUGUACACUAGUGCGGCCGAGGAGUAUGCCAUUGCGAGCGUGGCCUUCAAUCCGGAAAAGGACUAUCUGCUGGUGGGCACCUUCAACAUGCUCAAGCUGUGCCACAGCACGGGCUGGUCCUACAGCAGCGCACGCUUUACAGCGCCCAGCGUGGGCUCGUUUUACACGUUGUCCUGGUCGACGGAUGGCACUCAGGUCGCCUGUGGCACCUCCACGGGUCAGAUGAUUGUGGGCUACGCCGUGGAGCAGCAGCUCAUCUCACGCAACCUAAAGGCAACAAGCACCGGCCGCAAGUGCAUCGCCUUGCAGGACAUUGCCAACGGCAGCAAAGACGUCCUCGAGUUUCCGCAGCGAGUCAUCAACUUCGCCCUGGGCUAUGGACAUCUGGUGGUGGCCACCACCCACCAGCUGCACAUAUACAACGAGAAGUACAUCAACACGCCGAUCAUAAUUGAUGGCCGCAACGAUGCGCGCGUCAUUGAAGUGGGCAAGAAGUACUUCAUGGUGCUGGAUGCCGCCUCCAUUUGGGUGUACACCUACACGGGUCGGCUGCAUCUCAAUCCUCGCUACCCGGGCUCACAGGCCCAGCUGCCGCUGCUGAACUGGCGCUCCAUAUCGCUGGGCCUGGACGUGCUCGCCAUACGGGACAACUCGGAGACAUCGCUGGUGCAUCUGUUCGAUCUCAUUCCCGGCGCCUCGCGUCAGUACGAGCCACAGUCGCUGCGCGCCAAGCAGCAGCUCGCCGAGAUCGCCGCCUGCCGGGCCGGCAGUCCGGAUGACCAGUUCAUCGCCUUCAUCGACACCAAUCGGGAGCUGUACAUCAGCGAGACACGUAAUCUCAACGGCGGGGGCACAGCUGAGCGCCUGGCCAAUGCCUCCGAUGAGAUCCACAAGAUUGGCACCCAGCUGACGGCCAUCAAGUGGGCCAGCGAGACGAACAUCUUAGUCGGCGUGCACGACUCCUGCUACAGCGUCUGGUAUUGUCCGGGCGAGGGUGCAGCCGAUCCCACAAUCAUUGCACUCACGACAAUAACACUGGACACAGCUGAGUUUGGCAAGCACGUGGCCAUCGACAGCUUUGAGGAUGCUGUGAUCACGUUUCGCUGCGCCGGCGCCCUGUUGCCAGUGAACGUGAACAUCUACUGCGAGGUGCUGCAUCGCAGCCUGCAGGAGGGGCAGUGGCAGCAGGCGUUGAAGAUCUGCCGGCUGGCGCAGCACACGAGCCUGUGGGCGACACUGGCUGCGGUGGCCACCAGGAAGCAUCAGCUGCAGCUCAGCGAGGAGGCCUACUCGGCAGCCCUGCAGAUCGACAAGGUUAGCUACCUGCAGCACCUGAAGACCCUCGCGCCCUCAAGUGCCGAGCAGAUGGCAGAGAACUCACUAAUGCUGGGCCGGCUGCUCGAGGCGGAGACCAUACUGCUGCACAAUCGCAAAUAUGGCCAGGCGGUGGCCCUGGCUCUGCGCAUGCACAGCUGGAAACGUGCACUGGAGAUUGCUCUCAAGCAUCAGGUGGAUCAGCCGGACCUGGAUCUGGUACAACGCGUGCUGGAGGAGCGACAACGGUAUCUGAAGGCCCUGCAGCGCGACGAAUGGGAUGCACUGUACCUCAGUCAUGUGGUCAAGAAUGACAAUGUUAGUGAAUAAAGAUAAAGACUUGGACAA
This is a messenger RNA of Drosophila novamexicana, 2373 nucleotides long. RefSeq names its product intraflagellar transport protein 80 homolog (gene Oseg5). Gene Ontology annotation, cellular component: cilium; centrosome; intraciliary transport particle B. NCBI's taxonomy places the organism in Eukaryota, Metazoa, Arthropoda, Insecta, Diptera, Drosophilidae. The transcript has 6 exons. The coding region runs from base 1 to 2355 and encodes 784 amino acids. Gene Ontology annotation, biological process: cilium assembly. Gene Ontology annotation, molecular function: protein binding. The record is from RefSeq and is a predicted model, not a curated record.